ACGAGGAAUCAUUCACACAAAAUCAGAAUACGUGCACAUUGCGAAUUUGCCUUCUAUUUCAUUUGAGUCUCCUGGAUUGAAACACGGUUAGCCGUAACAAGUCCACCUGCGGCACUACACUUCAAGCUCGCUCCUUGAUGGGAGCACUGACACUGCGACACGAGCCGCGCAGGAGUCCGGAGCGCUGUCACCGUCUUUAGCUUAUUUUCAUAUUGAAUAGCUUGCUGCUUCUUGCACUUGCAGAAUUAGCGAGCGAGCUAGCGUGUGGUAAUGGCGGACGUGGACGAUGCCGGUGCGCAUAGUCACAUGGGGGUCACAGACACAGCGGCGCGGAAACGUGGUAUCGGGCACACCAGUAAAGUACAAGAGGAAUGGAAUGAUCUGCUGUUGAGUAGAGCCAAGCUGAAACAGUCCAGCAAUACGUCGGCGCUGCUCUCGGGAUUUGCAAUGGUUGCGUUUGUUGAGAUUGAGCUGGGAGACGUGGAAGUACAGCCGUGGCUGCUCGUGCUCUUCAGUUUAGUUACCACAACUCUAGUUGGCACGCAUUUGUUCGCCCUGAUGAUAUCCACGUGUAUACUGCCUAGAAUUGCCACCACCAUGGCGCACAAACCCAGCGCCGAGAGCUUGAGUCGCUCUCCUCAUCGCCACAUACAGAACUACAUCGAAAUGUCCUGGAUUUUCAGUACGUGGAUCGGGAUCAUCCUCUUUCUGGUUGACGCUGUCUUGAUUGCCUGGGUCAAGUUUGCACCACUGGAAACGGGCAAGAAGAGAAUCACGGGCUUGGUGGUAGGAGAGCCACUGAUACGUCCUGCCGGUUCCGGUAAUACGUCGAGUAGAAAUUCUUCGUACGUCGAUUUGACGGCCGAGACUGAGCACAAGAACGCCAACCCGUACUUCUACGCCGCCAUUGCAGCGACCAUAGUGCUGGUACUGUUCAUGGCGUUCUUCAUGCUAUUCGCUUACCAGUUCUACAAGUACAUGAUAAAGCACAGAUUUCAUUUGGCAAAAACCAACCUGGAAGAGAUGAGACAGACAAUGGCAGAACUGCAAGCUCAAGAUGAGCUUGACGGACUCCGGGAUCACGAUACCUUUUCGAGGUACUCAGGUGAUUGGCACCGCACACCGGGAUCCUUCAGCCACUCCAGUAUUAACAGGUACCAUGCGUCACACGACACGGGCUUGGCCGUCGGUAUUCACGGCACGCCUGUCGGUGGGCGGCAGGCUCUCGGCCGUGACCGUGCCGGCUCCGAAGCCUCGCUGUCCUCCUACAACCCGUAUCGGCAGACAGCCGCAAGCUACGGAACGCACGCGCACACGCACAGGUCAACGUCACCCGCAGCCCCGACCGUUCACACCCAAGCUGGUUUCUCUCAGCAAUCGGACGCGAUGUAUUUGUCCCCGAAGGCAACGCCGUCCCUGCUCAUGCCCCCGCCGUCGCCUCACUACGCCAAACAGCAGGUCUCCUUGCUGCAGAUGGACCAGUCCCCGUUGCACGGCGGCCGACGGGGAAUCCCCUCCCACCAGCCGCCGCUGGAACCGUCCCCGGAGGUGUCUGCGGCGGUGGAGGCGGCGCAGGCUGCGGCUGACUCGGCUGUUCACUCGGUGUGUAUACGCGCGGGUGCCGAUAUCAACUCUGAUCACUCCGCGACCAGUCACGAAAGUCACCCUCACAUGUUCAUGACGGCAGCUGAGUACGCACAGCUCACCAGCAGUCGUCCCCACAACCCCACCGUCUGGCAGGACCCGUCGGCCGCUGCGCAAGCGGAGAUCGCCGCCAACCGGCAGUCGGCGCACAUGAUGUCGCCGCACGCCGCCUUACGCUACACGGUACCGGCUAGCUUCGAUAAUCAGAUGUCAGUCGUGUCGGACUUGUCUGCUCGUCGCAAUGAGGACGACCAGGCGUCAAACGCGACCGACGCUUCUUACUCGACAGCCACAGGCACGGCAACGGCAGUCUCACCUGGAUCAUUAACGGACAAGAAAUCACAUGUAUAUGUAGCUGAUUGGGUGCAUAGACAAGCUAAGCACAACCGGAAGACGAAAGACCAGAGCAAUCCGUCGUCUCCUCCGAGAGGCAGAGGAAUGUCUCCACCGGACAGCAUGGAAUCAGCCAUGUGACAACAAUCUUGUUCUGCUCAAGCUCGGAUUCUAGGUACUUAUAAGAUCACACUUUUCUUCAUUGCUAUCCCAGGGCAGUGCUCUUCGCGUGCAUUUACUAGAAAGAUACGCAACCGGACCGGAACAUCAGCCAACUGCCGAAAACACUUUUGAAAAGGUCUCCUGUUUUUACGUCGAUUUUAGCUCGCAUAAGGUCUUGACAUAAGCUUACACAUUCCCAACCGGCCAAAAACCUUUAUUUUCGUCUUGCGAAUUUUUUACCACUUACCACUGGAUAAAUCAGAUUUUCUAUUUUCUAAAAAAUAUUUUUCUUCUGGCUGUAUGCCAGUUCUUUCUGAAAAAAGUUGAGUUCAAGGAGGAGUUUACGGCUCAUCAUGUUCAGCUAUCUACAUUCUCUCUCUCUCUUUCUCUCUCUCUCUCUCUCUCUCUCUCUCUUUCCCUCCCUCCCUCCCUCCCUCUCUCUCUCUCUCUCUCUCUCUCUCUCUCUCUCUCCCCCUCUCUCUCUCUCCCUCUCUCUCUCUCUCGUUCUCUCUCUACCUCCAUCUCCCUCCGCUCUCCGUAGUGUGUGCUGUGUACGUUGACCUCAAGACCAUUGGUCAUGGGUGUGCACCACACCUCACCAGCACAGCUCAUGUAGCACAGCUCAUGUAGCACAGCUCAUGUAGCACCUACGCACAUGUUGUUCUCCUAGUGUUUGCUCUAUUCCCGUAGGUGCACUGUAUGUGCGCUUUGAUACAAAAAUUAAAAAAUUAGAGUAUUUGCUGGCAGCAACUUCAUGUUGCGAAACGUGUCAAAACUGUU
This is a messenger RNA of Sycon ciliatum, 2919 nucleotides long. RefSeq lists its product as uncharacterized. Gene Ontology annotation, biological process: store-operated calcium entry. NCBI's taxonomy places the organism in Eukaryota, Metazoa, Porifera, Calcarea, Leucosolenida, Sycettidae. The coding region runs from base 271 to 2118 and encodes 615 amino acids. Gene Ontology annotation, molecular function: store-operated calcium channel activity. The transcript is spliced from 10 exons. Gene Ontology annotation, cellular component: membrane. The record is from RefSeq and is a predicted model, not a curated record.